AUGAGUUCCCCAGCAGGAGCACAAGAUGCUGCAACGGUAGUUGCGCCUCCUGCUCUCCAGGGUUCAACACAAGCACUCACAGAGUUCACGCUCUUUCCAAAACUUUGCAAGGAGGUAAGUGAAUUCCUAGAUCAUCCCACAUAGGCACGGACAAGUUGGGCGCUACAAAUUGCUUGCUGCACUACGAGUCUCUCAAAGAGCUAAGCUGAAAGUUCACGACUAGUUGCAACUCAUGAUAUGGGACGAGUUUAAGAGGAUUCCGCGGGUGAUUGAUGUCUCAACACGACACACCAAAAUAUAUGCAGGAACACCGAACGGCCGACCUCCUAAGCUAGAGUAUCAUGUUCGCAGUUUGGUGCCCAGCCCUCUCUCAAGCACAUGUCGAGAUUCACGAGAGAUGAUGAAGAACGAGGAACGCUGCGCCUGGGCAGAGUUGGGCCACGAUUUACCAGACCUUGGCAACUUCUACUUCCAUCCAAGCUCCGCUUUCCUGUUCAAUGCCGAACAACUCUGGCAUUUCUGCUGUUACCCAAUCCAGAGCAGCGCUUGGAUAGAAAACGAAAUAUUCAAGGCUACGGCAGUCAAAGUCCUCGCAAUCCGAAACCCGUUCGAAAAGCUUCUCAAAACUACGGCACGAUUGUCGAGAUGCCUGGCUUAUGAGAAUUUCUCGAGCUCCUUGGAUGCCUUCCUUGGUCUGGAGCGACUUAUUCUAAUCAGGCCUUCUUGGUUGAAGAAAGCCGAUCAAACGUACGAUGCUAGGCUCAAAAGAAGCGCCAACAAAAAACUUCUUGACCUAAAGCACAAGGUGGAAACGGAACCAUUGCCUUGGAAAGCUUCCGCAAAGGCUUACAAGAGAAUGUUGGAGAGUCAUCAAAACAUAGAUCUGACUAUGUCAUUGUGGUGGGAGAACCCCAAAGUGGAGAUUAUGAGCGAGGCAGAGUUUGCUUCUCUUUACUAG
This is a messenger RNA of Hymenoscyphus albidus, 958 nucleotides long. NCBI's taxonomy places the organism in Eukaryota, Fungi, Ascomycota, Leotiomycetes, Helotiales, Helotiaceae. The record is from the annotation of a GenBank genome assembly.